Gossypium raimondii (Peruvian cotton) is the source of this 632-nucleotide messenger RNA. RefSeq lists its product as uncharacterized. NCBI's taxonomy places the organism in Eukaryota, Viridiplantae, Streptophyta, Magnoliopsida, Malvales, Malvaceae. The coding region runs from base 164 to 460 and encodes 98 amino acids. The record is from RefSeq and is a predicted model, not a curated record. The transcript has 7 exons.
UGAGUAAGAUAUAUAAAUAUACUCUUAUUAUUGAUAUUCUUAUCUCACAUUCUCACUCAACGCUUCCCUCCUUUCCUUUCUCCUCUUUCUUUCUUUCUUUUUAUUUUAUUUUUAAUCUUUUGCAUUAUCUCUUUCUUCUUCUUCUCCAAGGAGAAACUUAACAAUGGCAGACUGCAAACAUGGUGAUGAAGAGUUCGACACCCAAGCCAAUGAGGAAACAGCAAAGGGCAAAAAAUAUGGAGGACUGGCGCCAAAGAAGAAACCCUUAAUCUCAAAGGACCAUGAACGUGCUUUCUUUGAUUCAGCAGAUUGGGCAUUAUGCAAGCAAGGUGCGGGAGUUAAUCAAAAAUCAACUGUGGCAAUCGAGACUCUCAGACCAAAGCUUCAGAGAACACCGCAUCAACAAUUACCACCGAGGAGACCUACAUGUACAUCUGGUCGAGAUAACAUGGGGCAGUAGAUUUGAUGAAUUGGUGUGAGAAUUUGAUGAAGGUGAUGAAAAUGGGACGCUUUAUAUAUAUAUAUGUUAAUUACUUAUCAUUUAGUGUUUGUUUGUUGAGGAGAUAAUCUGAACACUUACCUAUUAUCAUUUAUCAAUCAUUGCUGGCCUUGGAAUGUGUUUAUCUUCUUAA